UUCGUUAAAAGCAAGGUGGAAACUUCUAAACAAUAAUAAUACCGCAGAAUCUAAUCUUCACGCAAAUUACUUCUAGGUAUUACGGUCCAGAUGUGUUUGCCAGCACAUCAAACCAUUUGAUAGCAAUUUGCACAUCUGUACAACGUUCCGUUUGCAGCCAAAGUAAUAACAGUAAAACAGUCGCUGUAGGGCACGGUCCGAUCCGCUACCGUGAGCAAGUAAAUUUCGUUUCGGCAAACGUUUUUGUUUUGUUUCUGCUAUUUCUGCACUGGCCGGUCGAGUAACGCGUAACUAGCGGGCAGCAAAGAAAGGCCGCACUGAUAGUGGAUAGCGGCUAGCGUACACAAAACACACCGUGCGAGCGAGAGAAAGUUGGUUGUGGAAAGCUGCUUGCUUUUAGAGCCGCUGCUAGUUUUUGGGAAAGUCUUGGCCAACGAAGUGCAGUGCGUGGAGCGAGUCGUGGAAGGAAAACGCUGCGUGAAAAACUUUGCACCGCUAGCCUGGGACACGGGGAACGAUGGCCGACGAUUACUAUGGGCAGAACAAUUCGAACAGCGAUGACUCAGAGGUAGAACUGAAUCUGCGGAGCCUGGAGCUGCAGGGUUAUUUGAGCAAGUGGACGAACUACAUACACGGCUGGCAGCCGCGCUUCAUCGUGCUGAAGGAUGGGACGCUGUCGUACUACAAAAGCGAACAGGACAGUGAUUUCGGAUGCCGGGGUGCGAUCAGUUUGCAGAAGGCAACGAUAAAGUCUCACGAAUUCGACGAAUGCCGGUUUGAUGUGGCGAUCGGCCAGAACGUGUGGUAUCUGCGGGCCGAAACGCCCGAAGACAAGGGCAACUGGAUCGAGGUACUGCAGUCGUACAAAACGGACAUCCCGGAAACGGUUAGCUUACGGCGCCACGGUAGCACAAUUUCGCUGCAAUCGAACACUCUGUCCACGGCCAGCGGUAGCAGCCUGAAGCGCGUCAGUCGCGGACUGCGCGAGAAGCUGCACGAAAUCGAAACGUUUCGCGAUAUCCUUUACGGGCAGAUCGACACACUGCAGCGCUACUUCGACGCUCUUCACGCCAAAAACGAAGAUCAACCGCCGCUCGAUCUGGGCGAUGGGCUGAAGCCGAUAGAUUUCCGUGGCGAAGCGAUAACGUUCCGGGAGACGACCGCCGGCGUGAUCAUUACGCUGCAGCACUGCCACGAUAUUAUUUCGCAGAAGGAGGAAAGCUUCAAGAAGCGGCUCGACAAGGAACAGGAACGGCGGAGAAAGGCGGAAGAACUGUACAGAGCUUGUAAAGAUGAGCUGUCGAAGAAUAGAAAUUCUGUUAUUCCUGGGCCAGAUUUAGAGGAAGGACCACAUUCAACUAUACCGGAGGAUGAGUUCUUCGACGCGGUCGAAACGGGACUGGACAAGAUCGAGGAGGAUCGUCAACUGCGCGUCCGGCUGAAGUACCAAUCGCAACAGUCCCAGAUAAGCACCGUUAGUUCGCUGCACAGUCCGAACGCCGAAACGGAGGACGAGAUACCGCAGCUGUCGGAAGACUUCGGCACCGGUGCACAGGCGAAGAGCCACAAACUUUGGCCAGAAAUCGAUCGUAUCUGUACGGAGCAGCUAACGCAGGCGCGGCAAGGCGUGGGCGAGGAUGGAAACGGGUGGCAACUGUUUGCGGACGAGGGUGAAAUGAAGAUGUACCGGCGGGAGGAGGAGGUGGACGGCAUGGUGAUCGAUCCGCUCAAAUCGUGCCACGUCGUAAAGGGUGUGACUGCUCGCGAAAUGUGCCAUUACUUCUUCGAUCCGGCGUACCGAAACGAUUGGGAAACGACGCUGGAGGAUGUGCAGAUCGUAGAUAACGUUGCACCGGACACGCUCGUCUUUCUGCAGACGUACAAGCGGAUCUGGCCCGCCAGCCAGCGGGAUGCACUGUUCUGGUCGCAUAUGCGCCGCAUCACCGAUAACGUCGAUGCCGGUGCGAAUGAUGUGUGGAUCGUGUGCAAUCAUUCCAAUCAGAACGAAGAGUAUCCGCCCGCCAACCAAGGCAAAUGUGUACGAAUCUAUCUAACGGUGAUAUUAGUUUGCCAGACCUACCUGCCACCGGGCAAGGACAGCAAAACGGCAACGCGUGACGAUCUGACCUGCAAAAUUACCUACUGCUCCACCGUAAAUCCUGGCGGCUGGGCCCCAGCAACCGUGCUGCGCGCUAUCUAUAAGAAAGAGUAUCCAAAGUUCCUUAAGCGUUUCACCGGUUACGUUGUUGAUCAAUGUAAAGCAAAACCGAUCAUGUAUUAGAAUCUUCGCCCAGGCUAGGAUAGGUGUGGGUUUUCGGUUGGUUUAUUUUGUUUACUAUUAUUAUAAUUUUUUUUCUUAGCACGUAAGAAAAUCUAGAUGUUGUUAUAUAUGUAUAUGUAUACUUACAUACAGAAACAAAAAAAAAAAGAGGGAGAAGAAAAACCACACACGCAUGCAUUAACUGUUCGUUUCUUUCCUUUGUGCUCGUGUGCUGCGUUUUUUUUUUUCUGCGGGUAAAAACCGGUACAGCUUUACGAGAAAUUAAGCGAGUGGAGGUUAGAUAGAGACACUAAGCAGCCGAGGAAGGAAAGUGUGUAAAUGUUGUACCGAAUUCAUUUCGGAUGUGUUGUUUGUUUGCUGUGCUGUAGGUUAGCCCGAGCGAGUAGUGCGAACGGUGCAGUUUCCCUUAUUGAUUGGAAGAGGUUCACUUCCGGUUGCAUCUGUCGAACAUAUCUUGGAACGUGUUUUAGGAGGGUUUUGCUAGGCGUUAGGAGGUUUUGUAAAAUAGAGAUUGAUGAUGCGUAUGCCACCAAGGGCUGUAAAGAGCGAAGGAGAGAAGAAUAUAUUUGAAGUGUGAAACGUGAAAGAAGAGUGUUCACACGUGCCUGUGUAGACACUUGUUUUGCAAACUAUAUAGCGUAACGAUUCUCACACCCGAGUUUUCGGUUUUAUUGUGACUGCUCCUCGUUUGCAGCAGAGACAGAUAGGACAAACAAAAUAUUGAAGAAAAAACCUACUAAACUAAUAUCGAAAAGUACCGUCUCUGCGGUGUUUUGAAGCAGCGUGAAACAUUUCAACUGAACGAAAGAGCGCGGUUGAAAUAUUUCACAUCGUUUCAACGCAUCGCUAUUUUGAAUAGCAGCACGUGGCGACGUUCAGCACGGAACAGUGGCCCUCCCGUUGCGCGGCCGAUCAGUCCCUUCCAGUGAACUAUACGGGUGUGUUAGUAGAACCUUUCUUUUUUUUACAGAUGAGCUGUAGCGAAAGGACAUAUUUUGGAAGAUCUGGUUCAGCGGAAGAGAGUGUACGUUAUUAGUGUUUUUUGUUUACGUUUAAGCUAAUCUCGGUGCCGCCUUGACUUCUUCUUUGCGCGAUACACUCUCUUUCCUUUCUCUUCCGUGUAGCGAUGAAGCAUCAACCUGUGAGCAUUGUUAGAUAAUGUGAAAUGGAAAACAAAUAUAUAUUGCAGAAAAACAAAACAACUAAA
Messenger RNA from Anopheles stephensi (Asian malaria mosquito), 3488 nucleotides. RefSeq names its product ceramide transfer protein (gene cert). Gene Ontology annotation, biological process: ER to Golgi ceramide transport. Gene Ontology annotation, cellular component: Golgi apparatus. Gene Ontology annotation, molecular function: phosphatidylinositol-4-phosphate binding. Lineage: Eukaryota; Metazoa; Arthropoda; Insecta; Diptera; Culicidae. The record is from RefSeq and is a predicted model, not a curated record. Bases 518 to 2281 code for a protein of 587 amino acids. The transcript has 8 exons.